UUGAGUGUACUUGGUCUUCGUUCAUUUACAGUACAGUGUAUUUAGACUGGUACUACUCUGUCUUUGAUUCGUGGCUUGCUGCUGGUAAACUUUACCCUGUUUUAUUUUAGGACUUUCAAAGAAUCAGAUAACGGGAAACAUGGAACCUUGCAUAUUACCAUGUUCUCCAAACUGGUUCUUGUGUUCUGUGAGUAGCGGCAGUGAGUCGGGUCUUUAUGCCUUCGGCUCAAAAACUGAUGUGCUCGUUUACGACGUUUCGUUAACUCUGGGAAGAGUGUCAUCCACCUCAGGCUUAGGUAAAUCUAGUGAGUCAGUGGCACCGCCAGCUUUCGUUGGUUGCUACUCAGGCCAUCGUGAUAAAGUGACUGCUGUCCGUCUUCACCCAGAUUCUCUGCAAUGGACCUGCUGUUCCUCAGACGAUUAUUCUGUAAACUUGUGGGAUAUCCGCUCUCUAGUCUCUAUGCAAGUUCAUAAUGAACAUAAGGAAAAAAUCACAAGCAUGACUUGGUCAGCCAGCAAUUUGGACUUGAUUCUGACAUCUGAUGAGAAGGGUACGGUAGUGAUGUGGAGGAUCAAGAGUAACUCUGUCCAGUCUUUUCGUCUUGAACGAGAGUACAUCUACAGCCUUGAGAUGUCACCCCAUUCCUCAUCUCGACUGGCUAUCGGCUACCGAUCAGGUGUUGCCCUCAUUGUGGGUCUGGACAGAGACAAUCCACAGAUUUUGCAACGGUUGAGAGGUCAUGAAGGGGAAAUACUUUCAAUGCGAUGGUGUCCUGCUGAAGGGGUGUGUACCCUCCGGGGAGAUGAAGUUGACAUGGAAAGCCUCAUAGCUACAGCAGAUAAGAGGUGCAUCAAAGUCUGGAGCACAUCGAAUGGGAAAGAACUGAUGUACCGCAAGAUUUCUCAGAACUCUUCCUACCGCCAUGACCCUCAAGAGCCUGGGGGCCGCAGAGCAUGGCUAUCCCUCCACUGGCCAAAGUAUCAGCCCUUUGAACUCGUCUUCAGUUCCCAGAGUGGUGACCUGCUCUUGUGGGACUUGAAAGGGAAGCCAUCCCAAGAGCCAGAUCGUCUUAUUGCCAGGGACAUGGCCCAGCACACACGGCUUAUCUUCAACAUCGCAUCACUCAGCUCCGAUGGAGAUAAAGUGGUGUCCUUCUCUCUGGACAGAACAGUGGUGAUAUGGGACAUAAAAGCCAGAAAAGGAGUCUGUUCCUUCUCAUCGUUUGGGGGAUACGUGUAUUGUGCAAGAGCGUCACCUUUGGAACCAGGCUGUGUGGCAAUCGGUGCAGGGGACAACAUGAUCAGAGUGUGGAAUCAGGGGAAGAGGACGAACCCUUUCGACAUUUCCACUCAUUACUACGGAAUGAAGUCAAAGAUAACCACAGUGAGCUGGCACCCACAAAGAGAAGGUCUCCUCGCUUAUGGGACAGAAGAUGGCAGAGUCGGAGUCUACAACCUCUUGUCUUCCAAAUAUCCUUCAAUGUCAGGCACUUUCCACAACAAGAUUGUAUACGUUGUUUGCUGGGCACCCCCGCUUGAGGCUGGCAAAGGUGGUCAUGACUUUGAAGUCUACUCUGUGGGUGAUGGCAUAAUUCUACAGCACUACAUUGGCGAUGGAGAGACCAAGAGGGAUGCAGUCAACCUUGUGAAGGCCAUCCAGGCGGUCAACGGGGAAGAGAAGGAAAAGAUCAACAGAAGUGAGAUAUCUUGGCACUCAGACUUCACGAUGUUUGCUGUGGGCUGUGACAAUGGGUCUGUGACGGUCUACUCUUUCCCGCGAUUGCAACGAAUCUGCUCGGUCAGUCUUCACCAGAAGCUGGUCAACUGCAUCCGAUGGCAUCCACAGACCACGGGCGAGUCCCCCCACCUGUCCCCCUGUCACAGCCUGGUGGCUUUUGCCGGCAACGACUCGUGUGUCACAGUGGUAGAUUUGUCGCAAGUCUUCUUGGGUACCGCCUCAGGCUCCUCAAGCCCCCUUCGUGAGGUCCAGGCUUACCGCCAGCUACAAGGCCACCACCAGCGCACCACGGACCUGUGUUGGAGCCCGCACCACGACGGCCGGAUGGUCACUGUGGGGUACGACAACGUGGCCGUGGUGUGGGAUGUGAGGACCUCCGCUGUUCUGGCAUGUUACAACCAGCAUCCAGGAAGACUGCUGACAGUUCUGUGGAGUAACCUUGACCCUGACCUCAUUAUGACAGGUGGUUUCGAUUCCACAUUUCGGAUGUGGAAGGUGUCAGAGCAGCCCAAGGAGGUAACCAGUGCUGAUCGUAAAAAGAAAAAGAAGAAAGCUCCACCAAAGGUACCCGAAGCAGUUAGUGAGGACAAGAGCAUCAGCUCUGCUGCAGAAUUGGCGUCUGAGCAAGAAAUGGAGGAGUUGAUGGACUUGCUGAAACAAAAGCGGCAGCUGUUGAUGUCCGAGCUUCACCUUGACAAGGAUAAGGAUGUUACGAACAAUG
Aplysia californica (California sea hare) is the source of this 2459-nucleotide messenger RNA. RefSeq names its product gem-associated protein 5. Lineage: Eukaryota; Metazoa; Mollusca; Gastropoda; Aplysiida; Aplysiidae. The record is from RefSeq and is a predicted model, not a curated record. Gene Ontology annotation, molecular function: protein binding.